AUGUCAAACAAGUGUUUUGCGAGGGUGGAAUUAGGGUUUUCCUACUUCCAGGAAAUUCCUUUGCCUUCAAUUUUGCUCAUUCAAGAUGAAGAUAGAUCAAAAGAGAUUUUAUUGAUCAGUAACAAUAACGAGUACAAAGUCAUUGGCUUGGUCAAUAAAGAUUGGACACACAUGAGGAUUGGUGGAAACAAUUGGUAUGAAUUUGUGAAGGCUCACAAAUUAGUUCUCAAUCAAGGACUCUAUUUUAUUGUGAGGGAAUUAGGGAUUAUGAAUGUUUUUAUGUUUGAUAAAAAUAAUGUUCUCAGCAACAGUCCAACACCAAAUAUGUCAUGGAAUCACAUCAACAACAUCAAGGUUCAAAUGGUUGUACCGGUUGGAUUAAGUAGUUGUAUCACAGAAGACCAUGCAGAUAAAUUUGGUUAUUUUUCAAACUGGUCGGUUGUCUGUGAGGAGCAUACAUAUAUCAAUCAAAUAGCAUAUUCUCCUCAUGAGAAUGCUGCAAGAUUGGUUGUAAGUGGGUAUCAAUGGGAUAAGCUUUUAAAAGAUCAUGCCGACAUGGUACAACAUUCUGAAUUUGUUGUUUUCACAUAUACUGGAAAAAUGCGAUUAAUUAUGCAUUUUUUCAGUAAAGAAGGAUUUGAAUAA
This is a messenger RNA of Oldenlandia corymbosa var. corymbosa, 645 nucleotides long. The record is from the annotation of a GenBank genome assembly. NCBI's taxonomy places the organism in Eukaryota, Viridiplantae, Streptophyta, Magnoliopsida, Gentianales, Rubiaceae.